Messenger RNA from Elaeis guineensis (African oil palm), 652 nucleotides. Its product is annotated as histone H4. Lineage: Eukaryota; Viridiplantae; Streptophyta; Magnoliopsida; Arecales; Arecaceae. Gene Ontology annotation, molecular function: protein heterodimerization activity; structural constituent of chromatin; DNA binding. The record is from RefSeq and is a predicted model, not a curated record. Gene Ontology annotation, cellular component: nucleosome.
GAGCCCCUCUUUCAAGCGAUUGGUGCGGCGAAUUCCGAGAUCCUUCUUAGUCGUGGUCGUGCAAGAGAGAGGGGAGCGAGAAGAAUUGGAGAUGUCGGGGCGAGGCAAGGGAGGCAAGGGAUUGGGGAAGGGCGGGGCGAAGCGGCACCGCAAGGUCCUUCGCGAUAACAUUCAGGGCAUCACGAAGCCCGCCAUCCGCCGUCUAGCCCGCCGCGGCGGCGUCAAGCGCAUCAGCGGCCUCAUUUACGAGGAGACACGCGGCGUCCUUAAGGUUUUUCUUGAGAACGUCAUCCGCGACGCCGUCACCUACACAGAGCACGCCCGCCGGAAGACGGUCACCGCCAUGGACGUCGUCUACGCCCUCAAGCGCCAGGGCCGCACCCUCUACGGCUUCGGCGGUUAAAAGAAGAAAGAAAAGAAUGCACAUCAGUGAUUUGUUCCAUUUCUAGGGUUAGGGUUAGGGUUUUCUCACCUGUUGCUGUUUCAUCUUUCUUGAUGUAAAAAAGAAUUUAAAGAAAAACAAAUAUUUUCCCCGUUGCUUCACAUGAAUGUUUUUCUGAUUUCAUUUGAAUGUAAGUUUAGGAUAUCAGAUGAAGUACUAUGAUUUGAACUUUGUAAUGAUAACAGUUACUUUUUAGCCCCUUUUUUCUAA